Messenger RNA from Agrilus planipennis (emerald ash borer), 1270 nucleotides. It is a transcript of the gene Ubc4, whose product is annotated as ubiquitin-conjugating enzyme E2-22 kDa. The transcript has 5 exons. Gene Ontology annotation, cellular component: nucleus. The record is from RefSeq and is a predicted model, not a curated record. Gene Ontology annotation, molecular function: ubiquitin conjugating enzyme activity; protein binding. The coding region runs from base 321 to 920 and encodes 199 amino acids. Gene Ontology annotation, biological process: proteasome-mediated ubiquitin-dependent protein catabolic process; protein polyubiquitination. NCBI's taxonomy places the organism in Eukaryota, Metazoa, Arthropoda, Insecta, Coleoptera, Buprestidae.
AAACAACAUAAUUAACGUAAAUUUUAUUUAGAGCGCAAAAUAAUAGUCUUUUAAGGGGUUACUAAUUUUCUUCCCUUUAAAUGUCCUACAAUGUUUUUAAUAAUUUAAAACUUGGGACUCUUAAGUUGGCUACAUCAUACAUCUUAAAAAAACAAGUGCCACCAACUUUUUAGUAAGAACUCAAAACUGAAUUGUAAAAUUACUAGUGAAAAUAAAUUUGGUUAAAAUUUGUUACAUUGUCAUAUUUAUUAAUUAGAAGAACGACCAACGUCCUUUUUUGAAAUUGAAAUGCUUUUUAACUGAAAAUAUAAUUAAAAAUUAUGGCAAAUAUUGCAGCACAGAGAAUAAAGAGGGAAUUCAAAGAGGUUAUUAAAAGUGAAGAGGUAGCAAAAUGUGCCAUUAAAUUGGAACUUGUUAAUGACAGCUUUACAGAAUUAAAAGGAGAGAUUGCUGGACCCCCUGACACUCCAUAUGAGGGUGGAAACUUUGUUUUAGAAAUAAAAGUUCCAGAAACAUAUCCUUUUAAUCCACCUAAAGUACGUUUUGUAACCAAGAUAUGGCACCCCAAUAUAUCUUCAGUGACUGGGGCAAUUUGUUUAGACAUCCUGAAAGAUCAAUGGGCUGCUGCAAUGACAUUAAGAACGGUUCUGUUGUCAUUGCAAGCUCUACUUUCAGCAGCUGAACCGGAUGAUCCUCAAGAUGCUGUAGUAGCUAAACAGUAUAAAGAAAACCUAGAAAUGUUCGAAUCCACGGCACGCCAUUGGACAAAUAUUUAUGCAGGAGGUCCUGAUUUAAAUAAAGAUUUUAACGAUAAAAUAAGGAAAUUAGUCGAAAUGGGAGUAGAAGAACAUCAAGCAAGAGUAGCCCUUUCAUCAUACAAUUGGGAUCUAGAACGAGCCACUGAACAGUUGUUUAGUUAGUGAAGUAGCGCUCUUGUACUCUGUUAAAUUCAUUGCCACAGUAUGCACCAAGUAAGCCCAGUUUGUUUUAUAAAGGACUCUUAAUAAUGAUGGAAUGUCGUUAUAUGUUACAAUUUAAUAUUAUUUUUGAUUUUUGGGAAGAGGGAUCUGCAGAUCUUGUUUCAUUUUUACAAAAAAAAAAUUAAAAUAAAGCCAAUUAUUAACGAGUUUCUGAAUGUGCAUAGUCUCAAUCAAGAUCAUUUAAUCUUCCAUGAUUUUUGGGCAUGUAGGCUAAGGUGAACAGUACUGUUUUAUAUUUCAAGUGAUAAUAACCAAAAAAAGGAAAAAAUAAACUAUGCCGUUUGUAUACA